GACCACAUGAACCAUUUCCGCCAAAGAGAUAAGGUCUACAAAAUCCAUUGCAUGGUAGAAAAAGAAGAGCAGGAAAGAUUGAAAUCUCCACGCAAUUGGAGAUGGCGAAAUCAUAUCACUCCAUCUCAAGGCUCUUCACUCCUAUUGACAAUCAACUUGGCAAUACCAGAAGACUAAGCCAAGGCCUCAAACUGCCGACCUGCACACAUUUUGAGGCCAGAGUUGCAGCUGUUUCUACGAGUAAAGAUGAAAUCCCACAGAAUUCGAAAAAGAAAUCAUGCAAGGUUUCAAGAGCACCUCGCCGUCUGAUCACCAUUUCAACAUCUAGUUCAGGAUGGAACAGUAAAUGGAGCUGUGACUAUGUAUUCACCCUUGCAGAGCUUCAGUUAGCAGACCUGGCCGAAGAUGGGCAGAAGAAUGCAGAAGUCUUUAUUAGCCUUUCGAUUCAAAAGCAUACUGGAUUUGGAUUCUCUAUUGAAGGGAGAAUAAUUACGGCCUUCAACAGAAAAUGCGGUUGGUGCUUCUCAUCAUAUUGUACAGAGAUCAAUACCACUUUUGAUGUUUGGGUUCUACCUUCAAGCAAGCGUAGUGAGUUCCAGCUACCUGAAAUUGGUGGAAGCGAUCCAUCUGUCAUCUAUGUGAAUCCAGGGUCUGAAGCCAAUAUUGAUUCACUAAUCCAAGAUACCAUACGUUUAACAGCCUCAGCAAAGGACACCUGUUCAGAAUCAUGUGAGAGGCCUGCACUCAUAUGGCAAUGACACCAGUUCAUAUUCCGAAGGAAAGAGGAGUUAUGAUCAGAGGUGGUCUAGGCUACUUGAGAUAAAAAAUGCAAUCUAGAGGAUGCCAAGUUUAAACGGUCUCAAGCAUAAAUUUUGCCAGGUGAUAUGAUGCCUAGACAGACCACUAACAAUGCGUCUAGAAUUAUAACAGAUUUGACCAAAUACAGCUUGAAUAAGGGUCCUGUGACUUCUAUUAUCAAGAGCAUGCAUUAUUGUCCAACAUUUUUACAUGGAGAUGUAAUCAACAGGACAUACCUCAAACUGAAAUGCAUCAAGAAAAGAGACGUGAAAGAGAAAAUAGACAAAAUGCUUCAAAGAGAUGAGUCUAGAAGUUGGUAAAUAAUCAUGGUCAAGGAAUGCUACUUUCACCUUGUAAAAGCGUUAUGUAUCUUCCAUUAGAUGGGCAGACAGGAGAAACUUUUGUACUUCUAAAUUUGUGUUUUAGAUUGAUUGUUUGAAAUGGAAUAAAGACUAAGUUAAUAGCCUACAGUUUUAAAAAGAGUCUAGGCCAUAGUCCACUAAUUCCUCUAUGUGAACUUUUGUAGGUUCGACGUUCAAACCAUGUGAGUUGUUUCCCCAAGUACUCAACCUGCAUAAUUAUCUCAUCAUUUCUUUGUGACCUUGUUCUCAAAUGAGAUAAUAAAUGGGAUCAGAUCUCAAAUUAUAUAUAAAGUAGAGAAAGAAGAAAUAUA
Molecule: messenger RNA, 1471 nt
Organism: Phoenix dactylifera (date palm)
Lineage: Eukaryota; Viridiplantae; Streptophyta; Magnoliopsida; Arecales; Arecaceae
Source: RefSeq, a predicted model, not a curated record